Hypoxylon trugodes is the source of this 1542-nucleotide messenger RNA. RefSeq names its product retrograde regulation protein 2. The record is from RefSeq and is a predicted model, not a curated record. Gene Ontology annotation, molecular function: transmembrane transporter activity. Gene Ontology annotation, cellular component: membrane. NCBI's taxonomy places the organism in Eukaryota, Fungi, Ascomycota, Sordariomycetes, Xylariales, Hypoxylaceae. Gene Ontology annotation, biological process: transmembrane transport. The transcript has 8 exons. Bases 1 to 1542 code for a protein of 513 amino acids.
AUGGCGGCCGAAGAAACAAUUCCUAGUCCAACCAAGGACCUAGAUGAGAAUAUCUCACCCAUCUAUUCCGACGGAGAAGAUGCACAUACUCAGCAGGCCACUAGAACCCAAAUUCUCAGCCAGUUUACAGCGGAAGACGAAAAAAAGAUUCUGCGUAAGCUCGAUCGCCGUGUUGUGAUUCUCGCAGCUUUAAUCUACGCGAUUAAACAGGUUGACACGUUAAACCUCGCUCUUGUUAGAGUCAUUGCUGUUGGCAAACCAACCAAUAUUCUGACACAGCUUCGUAUGACUCCAGAUGAAUACAAUUGGGUUAAUACAGCAUAUUCUAUCCCCUAUGUUCUUCUGGAAACUCCUAUGACUUUAUUGCUAAAGAAGAUGGGGCCGCGAAUAUUCCAGUCUCGUAUCAUGAUUACCUGGGGAAUUGUACUCGCUUGCCACGCCGCGGUGACGAAUAAAACCGGACUUUACAUUGUUCGAAUUAUCCUUGGUGUUGUUGAGGCUGGCAUGUUUCCAGCACUCAUGACAUCUUUUCUCUGUUGGUAUCGAGGCGACGAAUUAGCAAGACCGAUGGUAUGGGUUCACGGUCUUGAUCAAUUUACAAGCAUUUUAAGUUCGCUUCUCGUAUACGGAAUUUCUUACCUUGACGAACGGCACGGUCUGAGUUCAUGGAAAUGGAUAUUUCUCAUCGAAGGAGUCUUGACAGUUGCAUACGGAAUCGUCCUAUUUUUAUGGCUUCCCGAUUACCCCAAGUCUCCCAGCACGUCUAAGUGGCUUACUCCUAGCGAACAAGAUUUUGUCGAGGCUAGAUUGAGUUCUAAUAACCCUCGCUAUUCGGACAAGGCCUUCUCCUUAAAAGAGACAGUGGAUACCCUGAAAGACCCACGACUUUGGUCGUUCACUAUUUUCAUCCUCUGUAUGAGCAUAACUUCAUACGGAAUCUCGUGGGCACAGCCAACGAUCAUCAACAACCUUGGAUUUGUCGCGGUUCCUCGGAACUUAUUGUUACUUCUACCCGGAUCAUUCUUAGCUCUAUGCUUACUUAUUACUACCUUUUUUAUAUAUCGAGACGGACGUGUCCCUCGACCACCAUAUUGUCUUACAAUUGUGGCCCUCGAAAUAAUCAGUUUUGCCAUAUUCCUAACGACGGAAAACAAGGGGGCUAGAUAUGCUGCGUGUGUACUCGGCACAAUGUUUUCGCACGCAUGGGGAACCUCAUAUUGGCCAUGGAGAUCUUCCAGUGUUCGUGGAGCGACAGGUACCGCCCUGGCAUUCGGCAUUCAAAAUUCGAUCUCCCAGCUUGGAGCUAUUAUUGGACCGCAGAUCUUUCGAGAGAAAUGGGCGGCUCAGAACUAUAGGCCAUCUUUUAUUAUUAUGGUAUGUUGCGUCGCAAGUGGCUUCAUCUGUGGAUGCAUAUGCUGGUACCUCACGUAUGAUCUUGAAAAGGAGGCGCGCCGUGUCAAGCUGGAGCGUAAUGCAGCGCUUAGAGAGGGUAAGAUUCUCAGCGAUGACGAUGCGCAUAUACGAAGCGAAACCCAUCUGUGA